GAGUCUAACACAGUUGUCUACCGACAUUGAUUGGUAGAGUCCAGCGGAUACAUUUUCAUUCAACUACUUGGCGAGAGUAUUUGUGAAUAUUCGACAUGAGGACGUUCGUACUUCUAUUAAGCUGCCUUGUCUGCUGCGCCACAGCAGGACACUACGGUUUGGCGCAGAAACUCUUACACCUAAAUAAUGUACGCACUGGACAAAAGGGUUAUACUUCUGUGGGCACGGAUCAGCGUCAGCAUCAAGAAUUUCUACUCGAUGUACUACUCCAAGUACAGAAGCCCUUGGUUAAUAAUCAGCUCGUCCAACUUGGUCAGGAACUUGUUACGGAUCCCAAUAUGUAUUUGUUGUCAAGCGAUGAAAUUUUGCAGCAGUUCUUACAGCAGGCCGAAAAUCGGGAGGUUAUCGGUCGUAACGGCGUCUACAAUCCAGUAGAUAUCUCAAAUAUACGCCAAUUAGUUGGACUUCAACGAUUCUUUGUGCUCGCCCGUGACUUCAACGUUUUCCAAAGAAAUGUGGUUUAUGCGCGUCUUUACUUCAACCCUGUUAUGUUCGUGGAUGCCCUCUCGCUGGCAAUACGUGACCGUCCAGAUACUCAGGAUCUAGUGUUACCACCAGUGAAUGAGAUAUUACCGCAGUUAUAUUAUGACAACUAUGUACUCAACUAUGCGCAAAAUAUUGAUUAUAGUGGUUUGAUUUCACAAGAAGCCCGGGCGAAUGUGAAAUCAAGUAUUUUCGACAUCUUCGGUCUGCGCAGAAUUGGUUCAUUGUUUCAAUUAGGCAACUACGGUAACUACAAUCCAUUGCAACAGAGAUAUAGCGCACAUAGGUAUGGUUUCGGCCGGUUCGGAAUUGCUCCUGUUAACAGUAAAGAAAACGGUGGUGAAUACGUUGUAGAAGGCAGUUAUAUACAAGAAAAAAUUGUUGUGCCAGUGGAGGGAAGAGACGGUACUGAUUUAACAAACGAUGUCGAUCUGAAUGUUGCAUGGAACAAUAUUGUUAUUGAUCAACUGGUGCAAGCUGUAACUGAAGGUGUAGAGGGAGGUCAGCAAUAUGCAAUCGGUUCUAAUGGAUUACCCCAAGUUGAUGUAGGCAGUCCGCGUCUAUCGUUUGUUGGACGUCGGCGUCGUGUGGAUAACGGUGGAUAUUCUGCAUAUGUCAAUCCUUUCUACGGUCAGCAAAACCAAUACGGUUACAACGACCAAGAAUAUGCUCGUCAUCAAUACAAAUCACAGCAAUAUGGGUACACAGGUCCGGAAUAUUCUUACGAUCGUCAACAAAACCAAGCAGGUCAAUAUAAUUACAAGGGAAACGAUUAUUCCUACGGGCGUCAACAGAAACAGGGACCUCUAUAUGGCUACAAAGGCAAAGAAUACUACUAUGCUCGUCAACAGAAUCAGGGAUCCCAUUAUGAUCAACAGAAUCACGGAUCACAGUAUGGAUACGAUGACAAUCAAUACUCCUAUGGUCGUCAACAGAAUCAGGGAUCCCAAUAUGGUUACAACUCAUAUGGUCAACAAAAUCACGGAUCCCAGUAUGGAUACAAAGACAACGAAUACUCCUACGGUCAUCAACAGAACCGGGGAUAUGGUUACAACUCAUAUGGUCAACAAAAUCACGGAUCCCAGUAUGGAUACAAAGACAACGAAUACUCCUACGGUCGUCAACAGAAUCGGGGAUCUCAAUAUGGUUACAACUCAUAUGGUCAACAAAAUCACGGAUCACAGUAUGGAUACAAAGACAACGAAUACUCCUACGGUCAUCAACAGAACCGGGGAUAUGGUUACAACUCAUAUGGUGAACAGCAAAAAGGAUCUCAAUAUGGUUCGUACUAUGGUAUACCAUAUGGUCGACAGCCGUAUCAGGGAUCUCAAUAUGGUUACGAAGAUCAACAAUAUUAUUAUGGUGGUCAACCAAAUCAAGGAGCAAAGUACAGUUACAAUCAUCCAGUAUAUAGCUCGUCUUAUUAUAAUCCAUACGGUCGCCAACAAUAUAAUUACAAAAACUACGAAUACCAAUAUGAACCAAGAAUUCAACAACAAGACCAAUAUCAAGGUCAACAACAGCAGCAGACCUAUCGUGUGUUCCCCUAUGGACCGCAAGAAGUGGUUAACACCAAUGUUGGAGAUGACGUAGUGGUGAUUGAUCGUGUAGUUCGUGACACACACAAUCGUGGGCAAAGUGGCAAACGUUAUAACAGCGAUGAAGGUAAACGAGUUAGUUAUCGCAAUGCCGAACAAUAUCGUGAGCUGGAAGGAUUACAUGAGGGUAUUAUUCGUAGUAUUGACCCCACUCAGCAGGUAAGCUAUAUUCGACGCGGUGAAAUACUUUUGCAAAGUAUACAAGAAUUGGCUGCCAGAUUGAAUAUUCAGCGCAUUGUGGAAACCCUUGAAGGAAGUAUUUACCAGCAACAACAUAUUCAGCAUGUGCAACAGGAAGUAGAUCAAAUAAUUCAACAAAUCCGUGCACUUGUUGAACAAAUUCGUGAAGAGGCUGGUAUUAGCGAAGGAAGCGAACGAACGCUGCAUAUUGUCGCAGAUAUUAUAGGCGGUAGAAUUGUACUCGAACAACAACAACAACUAUCGAUCGAUGUGAAGCGCACUUUACAAGAAUUGCAACAACAAAUACAACGCAUUGUUGGAAAUCAAGUUGGUCAAGUGAAUGAGGUGACUCCGCUUGUUUUAUUAUUCGGCUCUUUACGCAGUCCAGUAACUCAACAAACCAUUUUAUCAUUGGCCCAACUGAUCGAUGAUUACCGUCAGAAAUUGCAACCAUACACCAGCAGCCAACUGAGCGGCAAUGGCGACAUUAAAGUUCAAAAUGUUCAAAUCGAUCCUUUGGUCACCUAUACUGAGGUUGUGGACGUAGAUCUUGUCAAUAUGAUCGAUCAGCAGCUUUUGCAGUCGAACGCCAACAAUCUGCAACAACUUGGCCAAAAAGUGGUGGCUCGCCAACAGCGUUUAAAUUAUCAACCAUUCACCAUCUCUUUGGACAUUGAAUCUCAACAUCAACAAGAAGUUGCCAUACGUGUUUUGCUCGCACCUCAAGUCGAUUCUACUGGACGUCGUGUAUCUUUGGCACAAAAUCGCAAGAACUUCGUUCUCAUCGAUACUUAUGUGCAACAAUUGCAGGCAGGUGUUAACAAUAUCGAACGCAAUUCACGCCAAUUCAAUGGAUACAACAGCGAAGUCUGUACCAUUAGCCAAAUCUACCAUCAGAUAAUGACUGGACAAAUCAAUGUACAAUCGGGUGUUACUCGCCAGCUCCCAAGAAAUCUUUUAUUACCACGUGGCUCUGCUAAUGGAGGUUUGCCUGUACAGAUUAUGGUUGUAGUGACCCCACUAAACCAGCAAGCUGAAUUGUUGCAUGUUGAGGCACGGCAAAUCAGUGGUUUGGGAAUCGCUGCUGUCGGUGUGGACCAAUUGCCGCUGAAUUACCCGCUAGAUAGGCAAAUUGUUGACGGACAACAUUUGGAUGUGCCCAACAUUCAGUUGGUGGAAACUGUUAUCCAAUAUGACAGUCGCCGCAGUGCUUUAGACACUGGCUGCUAGUUGCAUUAGCCGAAGCUGUAACACUUAUAUGAACAGGUUUUAACUUUGAUUACUCUCACUUUGAAUUUUGUAUUGUAUUUCUGCUAAAAACACAAUUUCUUUUCGUUAAUACUGAUAUGUAAAAUACUUUAUAUUCGAUAAAUAAAGCUUUUAAAGACAGAAAGAAAUA
Messenger RNA from Bactrocera latifrons, 3720 nucleotides. RefSeq names its product fat-body protein 1-like. The coding region runs from base 96 to 3551 and encodes 1151 amino acids. The transcript has 3 exons. The record is from RefSeq and is a predicted model, not a curated record. NCBI's taxonomy places the organism in Eukaryota, Metazoa, Arthropoda, Insecta, Diptera, Tephritidae.